AUGGAACCGAGAGAAAUAGGACUUUGUGCAAUAUUUAAAGGUGCGAAGCAAACAGCAGUUUUUCUUAACCAAUCUCAAGAAGAAGUCAAAAAUUAUAAAUCUCUAGUUCUUCAUCAGCAAUCAGAUUUUUUUGUAAAAUUGAAAGCUAUGAUCUCUGAUGUAGCAAAGGAUAUUGGGCUGAGAAAAUGCGCUGAGAUGAUCAAUGUUCCUGAAUGCGUUUUAAAGCUAUUAAUAUGAGAUCCUCCUGAACUUAAAGAAGCUAGUCCCAGUCUUGUCUCUAAAAGCAUUAUAAAGAUUUCAAAAAGAAAAAAAUCAGAUAAAAAGUUCGAAAAAACAGAGCAUCCAAAUCAGCUUGAACAACUAGAGCAGCAAGAACAAUCUGAAGACCAAAGCCAGUCAGAGUUUCCUUCUGAAUCCCCAAAUCAUUUAGAGCAACCUGAACAAUCAAAUAAGACAAAAUCUGUUUCUGAUUUAACCUUUGAAGACAUAAAACAAAAAGUGAUAGAAAUGUAUCACAGUGGCGGCAAUAUACGCGCAAUCCAAUCUCUCUAUGACAUCCCCAAUGCUGGUGUAAUCCACAGCUGAGGAGACUUCUUAAGAUGCAAACCAGGAAUUACUGAUCAGCUCAGAAACAUAAAAUCAAGUAUAAUAAACCUAAGAAAGCAGGGCAAAUCUGACUUAGAAAUAGCUGAUUUAUUCUCAGUCAGGCUAUUUCGUGUAUCAGAAAUUGCAGGUGAAUACUCUAGAAGUAAAGCAUUUUUUUCUUCUCAAGAUAUUGUGGAUGAAAUCAAAAAUUUUAAAGAGGCACAAAAUAAAGAAGAAUCUUUAAAAAGAUUGGGAGCAAGCGAAAAAAUGUUUGAUAGGUACCUUGAGCAGUAUGAAGCUGGAAAUAUGAAAUUUGACAGGGUUUUUGAAAGUGAUAAUGAAGGAAGCUCAUAUGAAAAAUUGUCUGUAGUGGAAACCUAUUAUAUGAAUAAACAAAAAAGUCUGGAUAAGGCAUUAAAAUCAACAGAGGCACAUGGGGAACUUGUCAAAAAAUGGAUACUGACGAUUGAAGAAAAAACAAAAGACCUUUAUGGGAUGAAAACCAAAGAGCAGGAAUAG
This is a messenger RNA of Blepharisma stoltei, 1104 nucleotides long. NCBI's taxonomy places the organism in Eukaryota, Ciliophora, Heterotrichea, Heterotrichida, Blepharismidae. The record is from the annotation of a GenBank genome assembly.